CACCCAACUCACAACUGGCUUUUAUUCUCAUCCGCGUUUUAUGCUGACUGUGAGCGAAAGAGUGAGAGAGAAAAAUAAAUAACUAAAGAGAGAUAAAGUUGUGAGAGGUGAGAGGGAGAGAGUCCCGUCGCAUCGGACAGCGGUUCAGUCCCCGACGCCCGUCGUAGCCCGCGAGAGCGUAGGAGAGAACAAACCCAAAAGAAGAAAACGCCAGUGACUUGGUUCAUUUUUACCACUAAAACAAUAUAUAUAUAAAUUUAUAUAUUAAUAAUUAAUUUUAUCGGCAUUGCCGUAAUCUUAUCAUUACAUUAGUUUACUUUUAAAUUUAGUGCCAAAAUAAUUUAAAUCGUGAGUUAGUGCACACGAAAAAACCGCGAAAUUCGGAUUUGAAUCCGUUAGUUUUGUGCAGUGUUUUAAUUAUUUAUUUAGUUUUUUUUUUUUCAAGUAUUUUAAUUAAACAAAUAGUUAAUCAUGUUUGAUGUUUUUGGAUCAGUAAGGGGCUUACUGAAGCUCGACCAAGUGAACAUCGACAAUAAUGUAUUUCGAUUGCAUUACAAAGGGACGGUUAUUCUACUAAUUGCAUUUUCAUUAUUGGUAACAUCACGUCAGUACAUUGGUGACCCGAUAGACUGUAUUGUCGACGAAAUACCUCUAAGUGUUAUGGAUACCUACUGCUGGAUUUAUUCAACUUUCACGAUUCCCGAUCGCAUUGGGAUUGUCGGACGAGAUAUCGUUCAACCGGGUGUUGCAUCCCACGUAGAAGGUGCCGACGAAGUUAAAUAUCAUAAAUAUUAUCAGUGGGUAUGCUUUACUCUAUUUUUCCAAGCCAUAUUGUUCUACAUACCACGUUAUCUAUGGAAAACAUGGGAAAGCGGGCGAAUAAAAAUGCUGGUAUUAGAUCUAAAUUGUCCAAUAAUUGCCGAUUCAAAUAAAAUGGAGCGCAGUAAAUUGCUGGUAGAUUACUUCCAAACAAACUUACACACGCAAAAUCUUUAUGCCUAUAGAUUUUUUUUGUGUGAAGUACUGAAUUUUAUAAAUGUUGUUGGUCAAAUAUAUUUCAUGGAUUUCUUUUUGGAUGGUGAGUUUUCAACUUACGGAGCGGAUGUUGUCAGAUUCACGGAAAUGGAGCCGGAAGAACGAAAUGAUCCAAUGUCACGGGUGUUCCCUAAAGUAACUAAAUGUACAUUCCACAAAUAUGGUGCUUCUGGUACAGUACAGAAAUUCGAUGGACUGUGUGUACUGCCACUCAACAUUGUUAACGAAAAAAUUUACGUAUUUUUGUGGUUCUGGUUCAUUAUCUUGUCAAUUGUCAGCGGUCUGAGUCUGAUGUACCGGGCGGCUGUUGUCGCAUUACCAAAAUUGCGUUUGAUGAUUUUGCGCGCACGAUCACGUAUUUCGUCACAAAGCGAAAUACAAUUGAUAUCAAACAGAUUCCAGAUUGGUGACUGGUUUGUUUUGUAUCAACUGGGUAAAAAUAUUGACCCGCUUGUUUUUAAACAAUUGAUAACGGAUUUAGCAACGAGAUUUGAAGGAAAAGAGAGAGUUUAAGAUACAUUUUACAAAACGAUUACUUUAAACGAGAUUAUAAAAAAUUAUUUAUAAUUAUUAACAAAAAAAACAAAAUGAUUUUGGAUUUUAUUUACGAGUCGAUUUGUCUACGGCCCGAAUUAAACAUCCAACCGUUUGUUUCAUUUAAAUAUUAAGAUUGUAUAACAAUUUGGGUCGUGGGUCGGAGACUGAGGCGACUCUAAUUGUGUGAUAAGAGGUGGACGGCGUCCCUUUAACUUCCUUUUUAUUUUAUUACCAUUUUUUUUUUUUUUUUUAGUAUUACUAUCUUAUUAUUUUUUUUUUAUUCAUCUCGUGCCUUUGAUCUUGCUCCCCGAUAUUUUCUUAUUAUUCUACUUUAGAAGAUUGCUUUACCCUUCAAAUUAUCCUGAUUCGAUAUGGUUUCACUUUUGUAAUGUAUCUUUUAGUUCUUAUUAUUUUUUUCACUAAUAAACAGUUCAAGAAAUAAUUCAACUAAAAUUUUCAAAAAAAUUUAAGGUAUUUUUUUAAGUAAACAUUUAAAUUGGAGUACAAUAAAUUUUUAUUAAAGCCGAUAAAAUUUAUUUGAACAAUUGUUUACUCAAAUUCUAUUUUUUUUUUUUUUUAUUUUAACAGUCAUGAAAAAACAGACACGUGGACAAUAGUAAUAAUAGUAUUGUAGUAAUACUACAAUAAGGAAAUAGUGAAAGUUCAAGGGUACGAGACAAUAUAUUAAAUAAAAUAAAAGACCGUACCACAUGCCGAUACCUUUGUUCAUAGGUAUGGUUUAUUGUCUGACAGAUAUCUAUGCACACACUUAUUCAAACAAAUUUUUUUAAAAAAUACAAUCGAUUGAUCGAAAAUUUUUAAUGGAAAUGUAUAAAACGACGCCGUCCUCCCAAUAGCAUUACUUCCAUACUACCAACUGUAAUAACUAUUUUUGUCUUUUAUUUUUUUUUUUUUAUUCACAAACAAAUAUUACAAUUAGUAGUAAUUUUUUGCGAUCAUAGAAAAUAGAAAGCUAUAUUAAAAUAUAUACAAUUGUGUAGAUAUAAAUGGACUAAAAAAAAAUAAUAAAAAUAUAAAAAUUUUUUUUAUCCAUUACAGGAUGAAUGAAGCAACAAAUGUUGCAUAUUAAGUAUUUUCUUUAAAAAAUAAUUAGUAAUUAUAAUUAUUUUGACGUAUUGUCUAUUUUCAUGCCUGAUAAUUAUUAAAACUGCCUCUGCAUUUUACCGUCCUCAUAAAAUAUAAAUUUUAUUGUUCAAUUUUUUCUAGUUUUAAUUAUAAUAGAAAAUAAACAAAAAAAAAUAAUUAUAAUAUUAUUAUUAUUAAUAAUGUAUUAAAUAAUCGGGAUAAUUGCAGUUUAACUAAUUAUGGUAGCUGCCUAUUUUUUACCCUUAUUUAUAAUAUACGUAAUAAAUAUAUAAAUUAAAUUAAUAAUUAGAUAUUAUCAUUAUUUAAUAAUGAAGAAAAAUUAAAUGCCAGAGUUUUUUUUUACUUAGAAAAA
This is a messenger RNA of Microplitis demolitor, 3031 nucleotides long. It is a transcript of the gene Inx2, whose product is annotated as innexin inx2. Gene Ontology annotation, cellular component: plasma membrane; gap junction. NCBI's taxonomy places the organism in Eukaryota, Metazoa, Arthropoda, Insecta, Hymenoptera, Braconidae. Gene Ontology annotation, biological process: phototransduction. Bases 472 to 1548 code for a protein of 358 amino acids. The transcript has a single exon. The record is from RefSeq and is a predicted model, not a curated record. Gene Ontology annotation, molecular function: gap junction channel activity.